AUGAGCAGAAGACUGUCCCUUACCUAUCUGGAGCAUUCAUUUUGCUGUGGUUUAAGGGAUAUCAACGGAAGAAGGACUGGACACCUGGUAAAGACUGCCCUUCCGCUGGGGAUGGGGCGUCGAUAUAGGGAGGAAGCCCCGGCUUUUAUCCAACGGGACGGGCAAACCGCAGCAAGAAUAGGAGAUGCAGAACCAGGAAUGCAGAGCAAGAGGAAUAACAAGAUAACUAAGGACAGACGAAGGGUAUUAAACUGGCUCAGGAUCCAGAAAUAUAAACUAAAUGCUUAUAAAAAAGAUGGCUUGUGGCUGAGAUGGGCUUCUAACAGAGCAGAACAUCUGGAGGCACUAAAACACAGGACACAUACAGAGAGGAAGUACGGUAGAGGAAGAUCUCAUGCAUUAGCUUGGUAUAUACUCAUGCUGUUGUCUUAG
This is a messenger RNA of Microsporum canis CBS 113480, 432 nucleotides long. RefSeq lists its product as uncharacterized. The transcript is spliced from 2 exons. Bases 1 to 432 code for a protein of 143 amino acids. NCBI's taxonomy places the organism in Eukaryota, Fungi, Ascomycota, Eurotiomycetes, Onygenales, Arthrodermataceae. The record is from RefSeq and is a predicted model, not a curated record.